Molecule: messenger RNA, 1550 nt
Organism: Mytilus trossulus (common blue mussel)
Lineage: Eukaryota; Metazoa; Mollusca; Bivalvia; Mytilida; Mytilidae
Exons: 14
Coding region: 552-1550 (332 amino acids)
Molecular function (GO): nucleic acid binding
Source: RefSeq, a predicted model, not a curated record
UUCUGCAACCCGACGAUAUGAAACACGAAUAUUUAUCGAUAUUUUUUACGGUUUAUUGACAGUACAAUUUUGAUAACAUGCUCCAUAUGCAUAUUAAUUCAGAUAUUCUUUUUUUAGUGCGGAGUUUGUUUUUCUUUUGCUGUUUUAUAAUGCAUUUAGUUAGUAGCAGAACCAGUCGACAAGUUUAGCAAUUGUUAUAUUUUCCACGAAAAUAACUGUCAAUCAUGGUUUCUUAAGAGGAUACAAAUUAAUUUUAUCUUUUCAGUCGGAAGCAUUUAAGCUUUACAUGCUUAUCAUAUGACAAAGUCACAUGACUGGCUGUGAAAAAAUACGUAUGUGUAUCAAUGAUAGUGACUGCACUUAAACUGAUUGACACCUGUGCAAUUUAUCCGAGAAAAUAAUAAAUUUUAGAAAGAGACUCAUAAGAAAUACGUGUAAAUACAGUACUGCGGUCAACUUCGAAGAAGAUUUAAGUCAUUUAAAGUACUCCUUUAACGAUUCCGGUUUUUGAGAAAGACGGGACACAUUGGUGCUCUACUUUGUCAUACACUAUGGCACGGAUCGUCACUGAAGAUAUUGAAGCAGUUAUACGACAUUACCAUAGAAUCGGAUAUACACACACAAUAAUUUGUCAUCUUUUAAACCAGCGACAUGCUGUUCCUAUGAAAUAUGAAUAUCUGAAAAGAAAGGUGUUACCAAGGUUAGGACUUAACAAUAGAAGAGGAGUUUCAAAGUUGACAGAUUUUGAUAUUGUGUUAUCUACUAUUGAGAGGGAAAUGGGUUUGAAAGAGGAUAUCAGCAUUGCAGACAUGCAUCAUCGUUUGAAAGUCAAUUAUGGCUUUGUUGUCAGACGGAGCCUUGUCAGAAGUAUUGUAAGAAUCUUAGAUCCCAUUGGCACUGCUAACAGGAAGGGUAACAAGUUAAAGCGACGCUGUUAUAUAAGCAAAGGACCCAAUUGGAUCUGGCAUUUAGACCAAUACGAUAAAUUGUCACCAUUUGGAAUAUGUAUCACUGGAUGCAUUGAUGGUUUUUCACGAUACAUGAUUUGGCUUAAAGCUGGUGUAACCAACAAGCAACCAAAGCAAAUAGCUGCAUGUUUUCUGCAGAGUGUUGAAGAACGGUCAGCUUGUCCACAUAUUGUACGUGCAGAUGCAGGCACUGAAAAUGUGACAGUUGCUGCUAUGCAGAAUAUGCUCAGAGAAAACAAUAAUGAUUCCAUGGCGGACAACUCGUUUGUGUAUGGAAAAUCAACACACAACCAAAGAAUUGAAAGAUGGUGGGGAACUCUAAGAUCAAAAUGCACAGACCGAUGGAUAAACCAUUUCAAGAAACUUCAGGCGGAAGGAAAUUUUGUGGUAGGAAGUAAGCUACACAAAUGUCUAGUGCAGUUCUGCUACCUUAGUUUGAUAAGAACGGAAUUAGAAGAGGUUAAACAUUCCUGGAACCACCACAGGAUACGAAGACAGACUUUGGGAGAUGUGGUUACUGGAAUUCCAGAUCUUCUUUAUCAUAAUCCUGAGCUAUUACGUAAGAUACUGAAUUUUCAAUGA